This is a messenger RNA of Pteropus alecto (black flying fox), 7189 nucleotides long. It is a transcript of the gene COL6A1, whose product is annotated as collagen type VI alpha 1 chain. The transcript has 35 exons. The record is from RefSeq and is a predicted model, not a curated record. Lineage: Eukaryota; Metazoa; Chordata; Mammalia; Chiroptera; Pteropodidae.
CCCAUCCGGACCCGCACGGCGGCCACCUCGGCCAGGGGCAGGGCGCGGGUCCCCUGCCCAGUGGCCCCGCGGGGCUUCCCGGGCUGUCCAGGGCCCUCUGCCGGGGCCUGGCUUGUAGCCCGGCCCGCACGCCAUGACCCAGGUUGCCCGGCACCGCCCGCUUCUCUGGGGGGUCCCUCGUCCCCUCCUCGUCAGGGCCUGGGCGCCCCGCCCCCGGCCUGCUCGGGGUGCAGGGUGGGUGGAUGCUGGGAACUGGGGUCCGCCUGGCCCCGACGGGGCGCCUCCAGCCCACCUCGCUGAGCCUUCGAUCACCCUUUUCACCCACACCUGCCCCCCAGCCCCUCCCGCCCUCCCGACACGCGCUGCCCCCCAAGGUGGCAACUCAGGGCCUCCCGACAUGUCCCCCUGGCUCUGGCACGUGUGGACUUGGAGGUUCUGGUCCCCGCCCCCCAGUUCUGGCUGCUUUAGUGCUGAUGGGUGUGGACUCCUGCUCAGUUAGGGCCCGAGUCCCACCUAGCGGACCUGCCUGCAGGACAAUGUGAGUCAGAUGCCCCCACGAGCCUGGCGUCCCCUCCUGGGCAGCCAGCCGGUCCGUGACGGGUCCACCCCGGACACCCCACCCAACCUGACCCAGCCGUGUAUCUGCCACCGGCCGCUGCCCGCCCAGCUGACUCACGGUGCUGUCAGCAAAGGCAGGCUGGGGACAACCACCAUGUCCCAGGUGCCUCAGCCAGGGCAUCGGCCCGCACGGGGAAGCUGGCCAAGCGAGGGGCCUUCGGACACCAGGACGGAGGGAGAGGCCAUCGCAGCUCAGGGCAGGGACAGGCACCUGGGACGGAGCUCGCCACCCGUGGCCUGUGCUGGGGGUGGUGGGGCGCGCGGGCCAGCCUGGCACUCGCCAGCUCCAGCGUCCAGUCACACACCAUGGAAACCACAGGUGUAACCGUGGAAAACGUUAUUUUCCUUGAUGAAUCACGUUCUAAGCUGGGCAGAAAAUUCAUUUGACAGUUGAGGCAUCGAAAAGAAAUCAAAGGUUUUGUUCAACGGACACUGAGGUUUGGGUCUUCGGUGUUUGUAAGUGAAAGUGGCUUUCCGUCGUCACCCACGCUCCAGGGACAGGCGGGGCGCGACAGAAACACUCGUGCCUCGGGGUGCGGGGCGGGCCCCUCAGAUGCCCUCCGCCUCCCUGUCCUCCAGGGCCCCUCUAAGCCGUAUUCUGGCCCCGCGUCACCCACCUUCUAAGCUUGGAGUCGGCCCGCCUCAGCUGUCACUGCGCCCUCCCUGAAGACACGUGACCAGAGAAAAUUCCGGGCUUGUCCCCUGUCAGAGCAGGAAGGGGCACCGGCGGGGCGGUGACGGUUUGGGUACCUGUAGCAGGGGGUCCAGUGCUUCGCUGCUAAGUAAGGACAGGAGGACAGGGCCAUCAGAGUGGUGUGCUGGCCAGUGGGCGCCGGGGACUGUCGCUCCGGCCGGAGACCGAGGCUCCAUCCAUGCCGGUCACUUCUCGCCAGAGGUGGCCUCGCCUCAGCCCUGGGCCUGCACGAGGCGGGCAGACUGGCAGAGGAUGGCCGAGGAGCGGUCGGGGGGUCUGGAGCUGCCUGGAGCUGGCCAGGGCCGGGACGGCUGGUGGCUUCUGACUACACCAGCCGGCGGCCGGGGUGGGAUGCGGGACAGGUCACUCAGGUAGCCCCUCUGUGUGGACGUGGUGCUGGGAGGCCACGGGACAUAUGGGGGUGAGCAGGAGCAGAAGCGGCGAUGGGGACCCCGCCCUCGGCAGGGAGCACCCCAUCCUCACCCUCUGCAGGCGGACUCGUCCUUGGCGAGGCCUGGAAGUGUCCUGGCUGCCCACAGGGCUGUCCUCGUCCAGCACAGGCCCUGCCCAGGCCGGAUGUGCGUCACUCACGGGGGCUUCGCCUGGACACCGAGGGGGUGUGGUGGGAGACCCCGCCCUCACCUCCUUGCCCCUGCGACCCCCACGUCCCUCCUUAAAGGCCCUCGGUCGCAGCCCCGCUGUCCUUCCUGGAGUGGACCCUGCGUCUGUGGGACCCUGGCCCCAGGCUGGGGUGGUGGCAGCCCCUCCCCGAAUCCCAGACUCAACCAGUGGCGCCUCUGGCAGAGGCUCCCUCUGGGGGCGGACAGUGGGGGCGGACACUCCUGGGGGUCCCCACACAACCCAGUGCACCCAGCCUGGCUGGAGGAGCCAGCAGGGGCCGUCCCCCGACCACACCUCACUUGCCACCACGGUUCCUUGGGAGGGGGGCGGGGGGGAGCAGGAAGCGGGGUUUGAGGAGGAAGAAGGCCCUGCCCUGGAGCUGCAGUUGGGGUGCCUGCUGCUCCACCGAGAGCAGAGAGGGGAGCGGGGCUCCAGGCUCGCUGCGGGCAGUCCCCCAGCCCUGGCCACCUGGGCUGCACCGGAGUGUCCUUUCCUGCUCUCCGUGGGGACACGGGCAGAUUCCGCCACGUCCGCCCUUCCAGCUCCCACCCACGUUCGGGUUCAGGGCCCUGACAGUGAGCAGGGGGCCCCGCCCCUCCUGCCGCACCAACCUCCAGGCACCAAAGGUCAAGGGUUGUGGGAACAAGGGGGAAGCAGGGGUGCCCUCGCAGGGGCUCUGGGGGCCCCUGUGGGGAAUCCAGGGUCCCAGCACCCCAAGCAGCCUGGCCCUCAGGGAGGCCUGGACCCAGGGAGAGAACGGGGAGCUGGGCUGGCAUCAGGGUGCAGAUCCGCUCGGGGUACCAUCCGGCACACGCGUGUGUGCACACGCGGAUACGUGCACGUGCGCACAUGCACACGCAGGCCUGGAGGGAAGCCCCACUCUGGGCCGCAUGCCCUCCAGGCACCCCUGAACCCCGGGCCCGUGGCACCCCAACACUUCCCUGAACAGCCACCUGGCAUGGGCCCCGGGGCCUGGAGACAAGGGGAGGCCUCUCCUGUCACCAGCCCCACCCUUCCCACAGGUCCUCGGGGCAGCCCUGUCCCCAGACCUCCUGGACACCCCCCGGCCACCUCCUCCUCCUGCCUUCAGGGCCUGACUCCUCCCACCUGCAGAGCUCACCUGCCUGGGCUCUGCCAGUGCCACCUGCCAGUGUGGCCCCAUCUGCUCCAGAGGGGCGCUUCAAACCUGCAGUAGCCCUGCUACCCCCCAAAGACCCCUGUGCUGCCCCAGCCCUGUCCCCAGGGCCACCGGGCCCUCUCACCGGCUCCCCCACACGGUCUCCUCCCUGUCUCGUGCUGCCCAGAGCAGUGGGGUAUGUUUUCUGCAUGAACACCGACUUCCGGUGGACUGGACUUUGGGGGGUGUGGGCGACGUGGCUCUCCGAGGAGGACCCCACACGCCUCCGGGGACAGCAGGGUCUGGAGCGUGAGGGGCCCGACAGCCCCGCCUCGCCCACGGCCCGCUGCUCGCCUGGAGUGGGGGGUCCGGGAGGCUUUUGGGUUCUUGGGUACGCUCGCGUCCCGUGCGCCAUCGGAAAAGGCCUUGGACGAAGGUGCACGAGCAGGUGGCGGCGGCACGUCGGUACGAGUGCUUAAGGGAGCGAGGGAGAGACCAGGAGUUAGCUCGGCCUGGCUCCGGGCGGCGGGACCAGAGGGGGUUCGCGGACUCGUGGCGUCUGCACGGUGAGCGCGCACCUCUCCUGUCAGAGGAAAUCGAAAUCCGGAGUCAGCGUUGUUGAGCUCCUGCCAGUCCCGGCCACCUCAGCCCGUCCGGGGUGGCGCCCCCUGUGCAGGCCACGCGGCGUUCUGCAUGGUGGGGGACGCGGAGAAGCGGCUGAGCCUGGAGGCCACCGCCUGUCCUGCCCCGAGCCAGGACUGCGCUGCCCCAUCGCCCUCCCCUGCUGCGUGCGGAGCCUCCCGGCCGCGGCACCCGCAGGCCCGGCUGGGCCUCUGCGACACGCUCCCUCCGCUUCUCCCCGACCGGCAAGAGCCGCAGAGAUGCCGCUGGGCGGACGGAAGGGCGCAGGCCUGGGGAGGCCGAGCCCGAGCGCGGGGGGACAGGCCCACAGCGCCGCUCAGAUGGACUCAGUGGCAAGCGACGCUACCGUGCAAUCAGUGUCUAAACGCCCCGCAAAGCAGGGCGGAAACGAAGAAAACGGUGCAGGAAAAAUCCUGGAACCGUCACGAAUUAUCAUUUCUGAAUUUUUUCUCAAAAGUACUGAGGAUGGUUACACAGGUUUUGUAUGUUUCUAAAUCAUUUAGGCUGAUAUUAGACACGUGUCCUCUGCUCCAGCUCCAGGAAAGGUCUUCUGGAACCUUCUCUGGGGCAGAGGUGGGUCUGGCCACAUCUGGUGCCCAGCCACUCUGGGCCUCAGCUGUAUCCAUAUUUGUUGACUUUGUUUUCCCACAGUGAAAAAUGAAACUUCUUUUCCUAGUGAGUAUUUGACUAAACUCAGAAGCCCAGCAAAGCAAUGGGCUGGAAACGCUCAGCCAGCAGCGCCGUCUCUUGUAGAAGCCCAUCCUGACCCCUGUCCUUGCUCGAUGGUGACACACAGGCCGGUGCCAUGAGGCUGCCCCACGCUCUGCUGCCCCUGCUGCUGCAGGCCUGCUGGGCCACCGCUCAGGACUUCCCGGCCGCCGACAAGGCCGUCGCCUUCCAAGACUGCCCCGUGGACCUCUUCUUUGUGCUGGACACCUCCGAGAGCGUGGCCUUGAGGCUGAAGCCCUACGGGGCCCUGGUGGACAAGGUCAAGGCCUUCACCAAGCGCUUCAUAGACAACCUGAAAGACAGGUACUACCGCUGCGACCGCAACCUGGUGUGGAACGCGGGCGCGCUGCACUACAGCGACGAGGUGGAGAUCAUCCGCGGGCUCACGCGCAUGCCCGCCGGCCGCGACGAGCUCAAGGCCAGCGUGGACGCGGUCAAGUACUUCGGCAAGGGGACCUACACGGACUGCGCCAUCAAGAAGGGGCUGGAGGAGCUGCUGGUGGGGGGGUCCCACCUGAAGGAGAACAAGUACCUGAUCGUGGUGACGGACGGGCACCCCCUGGAGGGCUACAAGGAGCCGUGCGGGGGCCUGGAGGACGCCGUGAACGAGGCCAAGCACCUGGGCGUCAAAGUCUUCUCAGUGGCCAUCACGCCCGACCACCUGGAGCCGCGGCUGAGCAUCAUCGCCACGGACCACACGUACCGGCGCAACUUCACGGCGGCCGACUGGGGGCAGAGCCGUGAUGCCGAGGAGGCCAUCAGCCAGACCAUCGACACCAUCACGGACAUGAUCAAAAAUAACGUGGAGCAAGUGUGCUGUUCCUACGAGUGCCAGCCCGCCAGAGGACCACCUGGACCGCGGGGCGACCCCGGGUACGAGGGGGAGCGAGGCAAGCCGGGCCUCCCAGGAGAGAAAGGGGAAGCCGGAGACCCCGGCCGGCCCGGGGACCUGGGACCUGUCGGCUACCAGGGAAUGAAGGGAGAGAAGGGGAUCCGCGGAGAGAAGGGCUCCAGGGGACCCAAGGGCUAUAAGGGCGAGAAGGGCAAGCGUGGUGUGGACGGCAUGGACGGCAUGAAGGGGGAGACGGGGUACCCCGGCUUGCCAGGCUGCAAAGGCUCACCCGGAUUCGAUGGUAUUCAAGGCUCCCCCGGGCCCAAGGGCGACGCAGGCGCCUUCGGACCGAAGGGAGAGAAGGGGGAGCCUGGAGCUGACGGGGAGCCUGGGAGGCAGGGGAGCACAGGGCCCCCCGGAGAUGAGGGAGAGCCGGGAGAGCCGGGACCCCCCGGAGAGAAAGGCGAGGCUGGCGACGAGGGAAACGCAGGCCCCGAUGGCCCCCCGGGAGAAAGGGUGCUGUCCCACAGGGGCACACUGCCCACCAUGUCUUCCGCCACCGGCUCCGCCUUUGGCCUGAGACAAGCGUUUGUCCCCAGCUCUACGGGCUCUGUUUCCUGGCCCAUCACGGGGUGUCCCCACCCCUGCCACAGGGCCCCUGGGGUCGUCACCCUGAAUGGCAAGGACUCCAGCCGGCCUGGGGCCCUGGCUCCAGACGUGGCUCGGCGGGCCACGGCCUCCCCAGAGGGGCGUGGAUGCAGCCGGCCAGCGAGCGGGAUCGGGGGCCGUGUGGUGUGGACACAGGGCCCAGCAGGCCUGUCCCUCUCUCUGCAGGGCGAUGCUGGCCCCGUUGGACCCAAAGGGUACCGAGGUGACGAGGGGCCCCCGGGACUUGAGGGUGCUCGAGGCGCCCCAGGGCCCGCAGGACCCCCCGGAGACCCUGGGCUGAUGGGCGAAAGGGGUGAAGACGGCCCCCCUGGAAACGGCACCGAAGGGUUCCCUGGCUUUCCUGGCUAUCCAGGCAGCAGGGGCCCACCUGGGAUAAACGGUACUAAAGGCUACCCCGGCCUCAAGGGGGACGAGGGAGAAGCUGGGGACCCCGGAGAGGACAACAACGACGUUUCACCCCGUGGCGUCAAAGGCGCAAAGGGGUACCGGGGCCCGGAAGGCCCUCAGGGAUCCCAAGGACACACGGGACCGCCAGGACCGGACGAAUGCGAGAUUCUGGACAUCAUCAUGAAGAUGUGCUCCUGCUGUGAGUGUAAGUGUGGCCCCAUCGACAUCCUCUUCGUGCUGGACAGCUCCGAGAGCAUCGGGCUGCACAACUUCGAGAUCGCCAAGGAGUUCAUCAUCAAGGUCAUCGACCGGCUAAGCCGCGACGAGCUGGUCAAGUUCCAGCCCGGGCAGUCGCACGCGGGCGUGGUGCAGUACAGCCACAACCAGAUGCAGGAGCACGUGGACCUGAGGGACCCCAACAUCAGGAACGCCCAGGAGCUCAAGGAGUGAGUCCCGUGGAUGGCCGGCGGCACGUUCACGGGCGAGGCGCUGCAGUACACCCGGGACCGGCUCCUGCCGCCCACCCCGAACAACCGGAUCGCCCUGGUCAUCACCGACGGCCGCUCGGACACCCAGAGGGACACCACGCCGCUCAGCGUGCUCUGCGGCCCCGACAUCCAGGUGGUCUCCGUGGGCAUCAAGGACGUGUUUGGCUUCGUCGCGGGCUCUGACCAGCUCAAUGUCAUUUCCUGCCAAGGCCUGGCAUCCCAGGGCCGGCCGGGCAUCUCGCUGGUCAAAGAGAACUACGCGGAGCUGCUGGAGGACGCCUUCCUGAAGAACAUCACCUCCCACAUCUGCAUAGACAAGAAAUGUCCGGAUUACACCUGCCCAAGUAAGUAGCGGGUGUGGGCGGGGCGCUGGUGCGGGGUCUGGGGCACCC